Molecule: messenger RNA, 2940 nt
Organism: Guyanagaster necrorhizus
Lineage: Eukaryota; Fungi; Basidiomycota; Agaricomycetes; Agaricales; Physalacriaceae
Product: glycoside hydrolase family 3 protein
Exons: 19
Coding region: 251-2506 (751 amino acids)
Biological process (GO): glucan catabolic process
Molecular function (GO): beta-glucosidase activity
Source: RefSeq, a predicted model, not a curated record
CUUUCCAUUCUUCCUCUCAGCAUCUACUAUCCAGUCAUAAGGCUCUGGCGCCAUGACCUGGCGUGAAGUCUUUAUUCUGAUGGUUGGCACCAACCCACAUGCACAGACGGCCAUGGGGGAUUGCCUUCCAUCAGCAAAGGCCCGGUGGCUAAAAACAUUAAACAUAUAAUAAUGUGAAGCUGUUAUCAUGGGAAUGAGUGUGCUUCUUCGAAUUCCGUGUUGUUCUCCCUUUCGCUAACCACUAUCGAUAAUGUGGUUACCACUACCGCCAAUUUUGCGCGUGUUCAGAUUGUGCCUAUUGUGCUGGCUAGGCGUUGGCGGCGUCCAGGCAUUCACACAACGUUCUUGGGAAGAAGCCUAUUCUCUCGCAAAUGAGACCGUCCAACAGCUGACACAGGCCGAAAAGCUAGGGUUGGUCAUUGGCGUCGGGGAAUGGAGUAGUCGGUGUGUAGGAAAUAUUACCCCCCCUAGCCGGUCCAUAACGCUAUCAUCAACGACCCUUACUAUCCCGCCUAUAUGUUUUAACGACGGUCCCGCUGGUGUACGGCUUGUCAAGGAGGUUACCGGAUUCCCAACGGGUAUUAAUGCCGCAAGUACGUUUAGCCGUCGUCUGAUGCGAGCAAGAGGUGUGGCACUCGCCGAAGAAUUCAGAGGCAAGGGUGUUCACGUCUUACUCGGUCCGGCUAUGGAUAUUAUGAGAAACCCCAAAGCUGGACGAGGAUGGGAGAGCGCCGGCCCUGAUCCUUACCUGAACGGUGAAUUUGCAUACGAAACGAUAGUCGGCAUCCAGAGCGUGGGUGUUCAGGCCUGCGCGAAGCAUUUCAUAGCCAAUAAUCAGGAGCAUUGGAGGUACGGUCUAAGCGCGGACGUAGACGACAGGACGCUUCAUGAAAUAUAUUGGUGGCCUUUCAUGCGGAGCAUCGAUGCCAAUGUUUCUUCCGUCCUGUGUGCGUAUAAUCGGUUCAACCAAACGUCGUCUUGUCACAAUGAGGCUCUUAUCGGCUCAAAUGGGUUGUUAAGACAGGGUGGAUUCCAAGGUUACGUUGUCUCGGAUUGGGGUGCUACGCAUGAUUCCGCCAGCGAUAAUGCGAACGCCGGAUUAGACAUGGAACAACCAGGAGACUUUCUCUUGAUAGGUGGCGGCGUGUACGGCAAUGGAGGCCUGAAUAACGCAGUGAAUGACGGAGAUGUUUCCGUCACCACACUCAAUGAAAUGGUUGUCCGAGUACUCGCUUCCUUCCUUCGUCUCGGCCAGGACUCCGACUACCCAGCCAUCAAUUUCGACGCUCAGGAGCCUGACGGUUCUGGGGACUUGAACCUAGGCAUCUCAGUUCGGUCAGAAGCUCAUACUGCUUUGACAAGAGAAAUUGGCGCCGCUUCUGCCGUGUUGCUUAAAAACGACCGAACUACUACAACUGGGUCCGAUUCGGGGGUGACUGUAAGAGGUCUUCCAGUGGCGCAAGAGAGGAUCAAGACGAUCGCUAUAGUUGGCCAGGAUGCCAAGAUGCCAAACCUGGACUGUAAUAGCUUGGGGGAGUGUAACGACGGGACGAUGAGCGUUGGCUGGGGCUCUGGUACCAACUCGUUGCAAUACAUUGUCCCGCCAAUCGAUGCUAUUACCGAAUUCGUCGGAAAUUCGGCAACGAUAACUUCGUCCUUGUCGAACGACUUAUCCGCUGGUCCCGCAGCCGCGAAAGGGAAGGAUCUGGCUAUUGUAUUUGCAAAUGCAAUGAGUGGCGAGCUCGGUGCUUAUGACAUCGUAGAUGGCAAUAUGGGCGAUAGGAACGAUUUGGACCUCUGGUACAAGGGUGGCAGUCUCAUCGAAGAUGUUGCAGCUGUCUGUAACAAUACUGUUGUGGUUGUGCAUUCUGUUGGACCGGUCUAUCUGGAGUGGAGUACGCACGAAAACAUAUCGGCAUUGAUAUACGCUGGCGCUCCCGGUGAACAGACCGGACCUAGUCUUGUUGACAUUAUAUGGGGAGCCGUUAAUCCUAGUGGACGGCUCCCAUUCUCCAUCGCAUAUGACGAAGAUGCGUAUGGCACCGAAAUUGUAUACAACAGUCUGGGCUUUCCCACCAUUACCUACACCGAGAAACUGCUCCUUGAUUAUCGUUACAUGAAUGAACAAGGAAUUGCUCCGCAAUUCGAAUUUGGUUUUGGUUUGUCGUUCACAACAUUUUCAUACUCGUCUCUUUCCAUUGCUUCCUCUGGGGGUUCCAAAGUGAUAUCAUUCAAUAUUGCCAACACCGGGGCUUUUAACGGGACCGAGAUUCCCCAGAUGUAUCUUGGUUUUCCCGAUAGUGCCGGUGAAACUGAGAAGGUGCUAAGAGGCUUCGACGAAGUUAUUCUAGCGGUGGGAGAGAUGAGGACCGUUAGUAUGUCUAUCUCCCAGAAGGAAAUGAGCAUAUGGGACGUUCCGAGUCAAUCAUGGGUGAAACCCUCGGGCACUUUUACAGUCUACGUUGGAGCCUCCAUCAAGGACAUUCGUUUAACAGGGUCCUUUUGACAUGGAUGUUUCCGUGAUCAUGCUGGAACUUGGAUCUGGGAUCUCUCUCCCUCGUAUUCUGUUCGCUCUAAAGGGCAGAAGCCGUUUUGUAUUCUUGCUGAAAAAAGACAUUUGUAUAGCUGUCACUUUUUUCAUACUCCAUACUCGCGGUGUAUUGCUUCCGGUGACUCUUGAGGAGAUUUUAGGCUUUUACGCAUGUCUACAAUUUGACUAACCUGACUCUCACUCAUCCUUGCAUUUACAAGUGGUCGUUUUUAAUUCUGGGACCCUGCGCGGCGUGGUUUGAAAUUGUGCACGAGAUUAUUGCUACGAAUGAUCCUCAUGCUUCUUUCUUGGCAGGUGCAGGCCCAGGCGGUGUCCCCUUCGUCCACGGAUGUAAAUUGUGCAAUUUUCAUUCAAAUGUAUUGGUGCGCAACUUGUAUUUAGUUGGUGUU